Messenger RNA from Anolis sagrei ordinatus, 5772 nucleotides. NCBI's taxonomy places the organism in Eukaryota, Metazoa, Chordata, Lepidosauria, Squamata, Anolidae. The record is from RefSeq and is a predicted model, not a curated record.
CAGCUGAGGAGAGGCUGGCGCAUGCGCAGAGGCGAACGAGGGACCAGAAAGACCAGAAGGACGGCGCAGGGAGGAAGAGGAGGAGGAGGACGCUCAUCGUCGAAAGCUCGGCGCUUGUCUGUCUCACCCCUCGAAGCUCCUCCUUCUGCGCAGCGCUUCUGCUCCUUGCCGCGCUUCUCCCCCCCUGCUUGCGCCACCCGCCCCGAUGAUGGCUGACUCCCGGCGGCCCCUGUUUGCGCAUGCCUGGGAGGAGGAGGAGUGCCUGGAGUACUACGGGAUGAUCCCCCUGCACCGCAUGUUCGAAGUGGUGGGGGCCCAGCUGACCCAGAACGACGUGGAAGUGCUCUCCUUCCUGCUGGAGGAGACGCAGCCCUGGCACCACCCCCUGGACCCAGAGCUCUGGGUGGUGGCAGCCUCGGAAGAGGGGGCCGCAGAGACGGCCUCGCCCGCCCUGCAGGGCUGGAGGAAGAAGCAGCAGCAGGAGGGGGGCUCAGCCUGGACGGAAGGCAGCCUCGAGGGGUCCAGGGGGCUGCCCAAGGAUGGUGUCCGGCUUCUCCUGGAGCUCGAGCGGAGGGGCAAGUGCGACGAGACCAACUUUGUGCAGCUGCUGCAGCUCCUGCGGGUGCUCACCAGGCACGACCUCCUGCCCUACGUCACUCUGAAAAGGCAGCGGACAGUUUCUCCUGAGAGAUACACUUACGGGCCGUCUGUCCUGUCGUCCGACCAGCAGGUGGACAACUGUCUCAAUUCAGCCUCUGCAGAGCCUCAGAGCGAUCAGUGGGAGGCAGGCUCCAGUUCCAGCAAAAGGAAACGAGUCAGCAGAGGCCGGGCAAAGUCUGCUACUCCCCGCAGGCGUCGGGGAGCCAAAGGGCCUUCUGCUCCCAAGCAGGAGGUCCAAACUCCAACCAAAGUGACUUGUGGUAAGUGUCUGCCUGGCCCGUGCUGUGUGCUCUUAGGGCUCCCUCGAGUCCUUCCAAAUAAUAUGCCAUGAGCAUCUUGGGUCUCUGUUAAGGGAAUGGAGUCCUAAGGGUGACUGGAGCCAAAGUGGGGGGUGGGGGUGGAGGAGGUGGCAGCCCGGUGCACAUCGCUGCCAGGAAAGGCUCCAGUGGCAGGCCAGGGAACGUGGUGGCGGGCUUGCAUUGUUAGGUGCAGCUGGACACCACAGGGCUCCAGUCCACUGGGAGUAUGGGGAUUUUAGUCCCACUCUUUGGGGCUAAGUUAUCUUCUAUUCCUAGUUGAUUUGACUGGUUUCUAUGGUUCCUAUUUUCAAAUGACCACAAUGGUGAAUUUUCUAACUCGCCCAUGAUGAUAGAGAACUAAAUCAGAAAAAAAAUUGUCCCGGGUGUAUUGCAUGAAACCAACAGCUUUAUGAACAUGGGAAAGGGUGCCUUCAGGUUGCUAAACCCUUAGCAUCAGUUGCUGGGAAAACUGGGAGCUUUUAAUUCAGUGCCCUAAGGUGCUUAAAGAACUGGUCUUGGAGAGAGACAGCCUUCGCUGCUUUGAGGUCCUUUUCUAUGUAAAUUGGAGUCGGCUCAAGGUGGCGGAUCUGAUAUAUAUUAUAUAUUAUAUAUAUAUUUCGAGCGCUUCUACCCUGCCCUUCUCAACCCCCUAGGGGGGACUCAGGGCGGCUUACAAAAGGCACAAUUCAAUGCCUAACAAUUCACAAAAUACAAUAUAACAACAACAAUUAUAAAUACUUAAAACAAUCAAAUUAAUACCAUAGCAGCAAUAAAAUCAUCUUGUGGUCAACGUUCGCCAAUUCAUAAAUCCAUAGAUCUGGUUCUCUUCUCGCCAUCUCCCAUUUUUCUGGUUCGGUAAUUUCAGAUUAAAAAUUAUUCCAACAAUUGAAUGGAAGAGAAUCCCAAUUAAAUCAAGAAUUCUAAAGAAAUGGGUCCUGAGUAGGGAGCAUAACAAGGUGUGAAGAUGCUUCCUCUGCUUCAGAUAAAGAUAGUUAACUAGAAAAAGACUCAAGUACAAAUUGAGCUGCUUUUGAAAAGAGAGAUUUGGAGUCAUUGUGCCAGAAGCACCAUGUGCCACAGCGGUUUCUUGGGUGUUAUGCAAGUGGCAAUGAAACGUGCAUAUAGUCAAGCUGUGGCCAUGUGGCUGCAGUAUCCCGUGUAUCCUUCAGCGUAGUCUGGAGGCUCACCGCCAUGUUGGUACUGUAGGGUUUUAUCACUGGCCCUCUUAAAGUGGAUUUUUCUCACAAUUUGGUCCAUCGUACCAACUUCUGGAACUGGACUUUGUUUAAAGGUCCAAGUCUUUGAAGGAUUUUGGCCUGCCUAGUUAAAUUAUAUUCAGAUUUCUGGCUUGAUUUCCGCCUCGUGUCUGUCUCAAAGACCAGCAUCUGUCAUUUAUUCCUGCAUUGCUAGGCCUUUUCGCCAUGUAUUUCCUGAACAGAGAGAAACUGUGAAAUCUGCUUGCAGACUGUCAUGUGAGACGGUCCACACGUGGUUCUUACAGUUUCCUAAACUUGGGGGUGCUUUUUGUUUUCCAUGGACUGUUAUUGGAAGUGGUCCGUGGCGAGGAGGUGGGUGCCCAGGGCCAGCCAAUGUGCUGCUUUCUUUGUCUCAGUGCAAUGCAAAUGAAACCAAAGCGAAUACACAAAAACGCUUGUCUUACCGUCUGACCAAUUUACAGGCAAAGGGGUUCUAACGAAGAAGGUUCAAAAAUAAUACAAUGAGUGUCAAAACUGCAACUUCAAGGUGCAGCUAAGGCUUCUGCCGGGUAGGUGCAAGGAUCAAACUGUAAGCUCCAUUCCACACUAGAUUGUUGCCUGUAUUCCUUGUCCUAUUCCCUUGCUUCCCUGGGGCAGAACCGGAGGCUCAUGGGGCGUAGGCAGCUGCUUUCCCGUCAUGGGCUCCGCGUCCAGCCAUGGCCCUGAGCGGCGGCGGGGAGGGGGCCGGCUCCCAUCUGCCUCCCAGAUCGCAGUCUCACCCUGCAUAAAAGCUAGGCCUUGGCUACUAAGGGGGAAAACAUCCACGCCCACAAAUGGUUUUUUGUUGCUGCUUGCUUUCUGCCAAUUCUUUCUCAAUCCACCAUUUAAAUUCCAGGUUGCUAAGCAAAAGUUGAUGAUAAAGAGACUCUGUCUCUCUUGUGCACUCUUCUCACAGAAUGGUCUCGCAAAGGUAAAUGAAUCCAUGCACCCAGAUUUCCACCACUUCUUUGUGAAGCAAACUGUUUUAACUCUGUGCUGCGUUGCCUCAUUCCGGAGCAGGCCCAGGCGCCUUCCUUCCUUCCCCGUCUCUCUCCUGCAUGCCGGCCGAGUGGCGCUCCAGAGGUUCCUGGGGGCAGGGGGGCCGCCCCACACCGGCACGGCGGGGGGCUUGUGCCGCAAACCUCCAGCAGGGCCCAAUGGGAGCAGGCGGGGGGCACGCAGCUCCAAGGAGGGGCCGCCAGCGCUGUUCCUGCCCAGGGAAGGCCUUGCUCAUUACCCUCCCUUAGUAGGAGGGCUCCCCUCGGCUGUGCAGGCGGAGCUGCUGCCACUGCUGCAGAUAUCAGGCCAUGAUAUGUGUUGGGCUCUUUUCAUAAUAAUCUAUACUGCCAGGGGCAGAACUAGGCACUUCAGAUGCUGUUGUUGGUUUUCUCGUGGCCAGUCAAAGCCUAACUGGCAGAUGCCCAUCUAAGCAGUUAAUAGUCCUGAGAAUGGCCACCUUCCUUGACCCUAAACACAAUAGUCAUGCUGCAAUUCCAUGUCCAGUAAACCCAUGGUGAGGUGGAAUGCAGCCCUGUGUUGGUCUCGGUGCCACUUGGUGCCACUCCAGGGAGCAUUCUCUCUGCUGCCUCCUCACAGCCCGCCUUUCUAUGCGCUCGGUCUGGUAUCUGCAGCAGCCAAAGCCCAGAAGGAAGACAGGGCAGGGCCUUUGCACCACUUUGUAUCUUUCUGCCAUAUUGAAAUGCAGAAUGGUUUCUUGAGAUGGCCAUAUGCUGAAAGUCUUGAAACGCCUUCCUCUCACUCAACAGUUGGCAUCCAUCCCUGGAAAAGCAUAAGUAUUGGCCCAGGCAAGUGGGCCAAGUACCAGACAGUGGCAAAAACACCCAAACAAACUAAAAGCAAAGCCUAAAAGUGCUCCUCAUGAUUAUUGCUUCUGCCUCCUCUAUGCUUCUCUUAUUAUAUUAGAAGCAGCCCUGCAUCUGGACACUCGGCCUUGGGCUCUGGGACUGCUUGCCUUCAGCACAAGGGGUGGGUGGGUGGGGGGUGGCUUGUUCUGAUGGGUUUUGCUGCUCUGUGAGUUAAAUCUUUGUGUCAAGUGAACGGGGUGGGGUAGAAUUGUGCUCUAAAAACCAGAAAUUGUGGGUCCCUUUUGUGGAAACUGCUGUUUUAAUAUCUCCUUACUUUUUACCAAAUCCUCUCAUUUUGGUUUGUAAAAAAUGCUCAGCCUGUGUUACGGGGAUUGCAUGGAUGAUGAGGUGACAGGCCUCAUUCUCUGGAAACAUCCUACUUGUGUUGUAAUGCAGAUGAGGUUUCUUUUUGGGGCUUGCUUCUGAUUCCAAACUCGGGGAAAUCCCUUUUGGGAAGAGCCUCUCACGGGGGUCUUGCUGACCUGUUUUCAGGCUGCCUGCAUUUGCAAAUAAGGUGACCGCAGUAGGAUUGUUUCACUGGAACUGAGGCCUGGAAGUGCAUUUGGGGGUGGGGGGUGAGGGUCAGUGGUCUUUCUACUGCUGCCACUGCUGCUGUUCUUACCAAUGUUGGCCCCAUUUCUCAUCUGAUGUAGCUGCUCAAGGCGGGCAUGAGUGCUGCCGGGGGAAGGCCACGAAACUGCUUCCCAUUUUGUACACAACAGUUGUGCAGAAACCCUUUCCUGACAACCUUCUGGUUGACGUGCUCCCAAUGUGUUUUGACACAAAAUCCGAGCUCACUCCCUGCAGUCUUGCCCGAUCUUGAGUGGGGAAAUGUUUCCAGUUGCUUCCGAGCCACACUGGUGGGUGGCACAAGGAGUGCCAGUGUGUUAAUGCCAACUCUGACAGCUGUGGUAUCACCACACUGUUGAUACAGGAAGGUGGGUGAGCUCUUCUGUUCUCUCGAAGCCCAGUAAAAUUACGGGGGUCAGCUGCCUGUACAUGAAUUGAAUUCAGUGCCAAUCAAAGAGGAAGCUCUCAACUGUGUGGCAUGUAGCCAGGUGGUUGGGUGGGCCUGUGAGCACGGUCUUCAGCAGCUCACAAGCCCACCUGAGCAUGGGCCCAGCAGCUAGACUCCUUGGCCAGGUGGCCCCAUAGGCGUCUCUGCCCUAAACAAGAGGCUCCCCACACUUGGGCUUUUUCUCUCUUGUGUGGGUGGCAGUGCUCCUAAAAGAAGCACCUCAUCCUUCUUUGCCUGGACUGCCUUGCUGUCCUUUCCUGGCCACUCUGCCAUGGAAUAGAAAACCCGAAUGGCAGCCUUUCUGUUGCCUACCUGGAAAGACAGUGUUUCCAGGGGUCUAGGCCCAGCGCUUAGUGCCUGGGGUGCUGCCCCUUGGGCCAGCCGGGGAGGGGGACGGGCUCAAGACCCUUCAAUGUUGCUGGUACAGGGCUGUGACUACUGCACUCUUGAGUUAAUGCUUCUACAGGUGAUGACCACAAGAAACAGAGAAAUUAAACCUGGCGGCCUUGUUGAGCGUAUGUAACAUACCACCUGCCUCACUUUUUCAAUGUCUCCUGCUUUGUAUUUGUUCCAUUUCUCCCUCCCUUUUGAACCUUUCAAAAUUUCGACUGUGAUGCUGAUACAUUUUGGGCCUCUGAAACAAAACCCAUCUGCCCUCCUGCUUCCACUCUCCAUAGUUACAUCUGAACUUCACU